Molecule: messenger RNA, 843 nt
Organism: Spathaspora passalidarum NRRL Y-27907
Lineage: Eukaryota; Fungi; Ascomycota; Pichiomycetes; Serinales; Debaryomycetaceae
Exons: 1
Coding region: 1-843 (280 amino acids)
Source: RefSeq, a predicted model, not a curated record
AUGCAAGGAAGUUAUAAAAAUAACGGUCUACCAAGACCUUACUAUAUGAAACCAUCCUCAAAGAAAAAGCAUUCCCCAUAUAGUAAUCUCAAAGAACCAGUUGUGUAUUUUACCAACUCGAGAAGAAAACUAGGUGGGUAUCUAAUCAUGCUUCUCUUAUUUGGAACAUUAAUGUGGUGGGUCUCCCAAGAUUUAAGACCAACUCCGGAACCAGAAUAUGAGAUUGUCUCGUCAGAAGCAAAUAGUGCCAAGAAAACCCCCAUAAAAGAUAAUGCGAAUGUCAACAUGGAUAAACUAAUUAAUGACGCCGUUGGUUCAAAGGCCGACAAGGAAAUUGAAAACAAGGAUUUGGCUGGUAAUUUCGCUCAUGGCUCCCAUGGAGAAAAGGGAUUAGGCGUCGCGGAAGCUCCAAAAGGUGGUGUUGCCAACGAAGGCGCUGUUGUUGGAAGUGAUGAAGAUAAAUUAGUUGGAACCGGUAAAGGUAAAAAGAAACAACUAGGUGAACAACAAGUACUUGCUGGAAAGGCCCCUACUAAGGGGUACCAAGCUGAUAUCUCCAAUGAUGCCGCUGCCGCUAAACCUGUUGGUGCUCCUGGUGCUGCUGCUGCUGCUGCUGCGGGGGCCGCUGCGGGCAUUGCACAACCUGUCAAGCCAGCUGAUCGGGAUCAGGACAUAUUUGAACAAGUAGAAGCAGCUUUUGAUCCUUCUGCCGAGGAUGAAGUUGACCGAAUAGUCAAAAAUGCAAGGGCUGCAUAUGCAGAUAAAAGUGGGAAACAAAUCAAGCAUAAACAGGACGUUGACGAAAAGCAAACUGCACCAAAGCAAGAAGCACCUAUUAACUAA